CAGAGAACUUUUGUUUUCUUCACAGUUUAUUGAAGUUGGCCUGGUCACUCGAGAAGGGAUUAAAGGAGAAUUUAGUGUCACUGAGCUGUGACUGCUGAAGAGGGAACUCAAGUGUUCGGGUCACUGUAUGAACAGGAUGGUCUCCGUACAGAGCUGCACCAGGAGGAAUAUGCCUGGUUCUCCUCCUGCUUUAACGGGUUUCGGGAGUUCGGGAAAGAGUUUUCUCAUUGACAAUCUGCUGCAGGCGUCCUCGGCCAAGUCUCAUGCAGCCCACCUGAAACUGGCAGUUUAUGAACAUCCAAGAAGAACCUGGGGCCUUGAGCAUGGAGCCUACCACAGCCAGGCCCAGAGUUCCCAGCAGAUGAAAGACUUGGGAGGACUCCUUCUGCCACACUCAGGUGUGCUCAGCAGUGUUUUCCUACGGAGCCCACAGUAUCUGCUGGCGUGCUGCGGUGGGUCCAGCCCCCCUCCUGUUUUCUCCAAGGGAGCAAAUCUUCGGAUGUGGUCUGCGGAUGGAAGCCCUAAAGUUCGCAGAGGGAUCCUCAGGAGGGCCGUGUUCUCAGAGGAACAACGUAAAGAGCUGGAGAGAACUUUUCGGAGACAAAAAUACAUCAGCAAGACAGACCGGAACAAACUGGCAGCUGAUCUCAGACUCAAAGAGUCACAGGUGAAGAUCUGGUUCCAGAACCGCCGAAUGAAGUGGAGAAACUGUAAAGAGAAGGAGGUUCAUAACACCCGUUCCCCGAUGGAUGAGCUCAUGGCUCAGGGUCUCGGAGAAGAGGAGGAACAACCAUCACAGAAUCACGCAGAUCCAAAAACACGAAGAGCACCGCCACAUAAGAGUGCCAUUGACACAUGAGAGGCUGUAAUGAGUGGGAAAUAAUCUAGUGACUGUCUUACUUCCACAAGACUCAACAAAUGAGCUGGGAAGUGCUGGGAAGUGCUGGGAGGCUGUUUAAAAAAAAAAAAAAAUGUGGAUGGGAUGUACUAUCUGUGAAAACUAACACGGUCAGUAUUAACUUUUUCAAAGCAUUUAACCGUUUAGUUGCAUUACAUAUGGUUAGGUUCACUUUUUGCAUCUCACAGGCUUCAGUAAGCAAUUUCAUGCCUAUUACACUGACAUGUCUUUCCAGGAAAGAUUCCUCGCUGACUAUAAUUGCAAUGAGAACAAAGGGAAAAAUGAGUCACUUCAUUCAUCAAGUUUUCCUGGUAACGAGCAACAACGCAUCAUCGCAGCAUCAUUCUGUGAUGCAGUGAUGACGACAUGGUUAAAAAUAAAAUUGAAUUAAGGUCUCAACAACUACUCACCCAAAGGUCAACGCUGCACUUCGUCAGGUCUUCGUCAAGCAGCGCACCCGAGGUUGAAGUCCAUCGAAUGAGCAAUUGUUGAGAGAAUCAAAAGGGACAGACACAUUUCUAUUUGUAGGAUGUUUCACGAUGUGGUGAGCUUUACUCAAGUAACUCCAUUUUGAAGUCUCUUGGCAUAAUUUGUGAAUAUAUUUUUCAUUGUGUCAAAUGCAUAGAUCAGUUGUAAAUAAAAAUGUUUCAAUGUA
Molecule: messenger RNA, 1553 nt
Organism: Solea senegalensis (Senegalese sole)
Lineage: Eukaryota; Metazoa; Chordata; Actinopteri; Pleuronectiformes; Soleidae
Gene: dbx2
Product: developing brain homeobox 2
Exons: 4
Coding region: 128-859 (243 amino acids)
Biological process (GO): regulation of transcription by RNA polymerase II
Molecular function (GO): DNA binding; DNA-binding transcription factor activity, RNA polymerase II-specific
Source: RefSeq, a predicted model, not a curated record